Darwinula stevensoni is the source of this 3033-nucleotide messenger RNA. The record is from the annotation of a GenBank genome assembly. Lineage: Eukaryota; Metazoa; Arthropoda; Ostracoda; Podocopida; Darwinulidae.
AUGCCAUUUGAAAUGGCAGCAACAUCUUCACAUGGAAAUGAAGAGCAUUUCAGUCGAAAUGAGGAUAUCUACAAAUGGCACCUUGCUUCAUCUGAAAGGUCCUAUCUUGAGGAGAGUGGAGAGAUGAAUGAUGAGCCACCUCUUGGAGAUGAUUCUGCAUGUGUAAGUCAAGGCAAGGCUCUCAGUGAAGAAAGGAAGUCAUUUGAAGAAAAUAUGAAUUGUGAUAGUGAGACUGGGGAGGAAAGUUUUCCAAUGUACUCUUCCUUCUCAGCGACUGAGGAGAUGCACUCUGACUUUGAGGAUGAGAGAAAACAUGUUGAAAAUGACCAGGCAGUUGUUGGAGUGUCACAAGUAGAGUUACAGGUGUCUCAGACAAUAGUAGAAGAUUUUGGACUAGAACUAGGGGUUUCGUUAGAUUCUUCAGAAUGCUCAGGAGGAACAGAGCUAAAGGCCUGUAAAACUUUUGUGAAAGCUCAAGGAAAAGACAGGGCAAAAACAUCUGAGAUAGGAAUGGAGGUAUCACUUGCAGACAGGGCUGAGUAUCCUCCAGCAGAAUCAGAAGCAACAGGAACUGGUGAGGCAGAAAUUGCUCAGAUGGAUGUGGAAACAUCUGAAACACAUUCAGGACCCCAUCAAAGCUGUCCUGUGAAAAUUACUGCAGGAAGUCGUGAUGCUGGUGAAGGCAGCACUCAGUGUGGUGGCCCUGCUGAUUUCCAUUAUGAAGAAAUUGCCAACUUGCCUUGCCCACCGAGCUGCCCAUCACCAAAAGAAUUUGCAAAAAUGUGCCCUAAUCACAGUGCAUUCCUGAAAAACAAGAAAUCCUGUAGAAGAGUUUCAUUUCCAUCAGAUUCUGAGUUGGUAACUAAAUAUGUAGAACCACUGAAUCCAUGGCAAGGUGCUGUCAGGAGUACAGGGUCAGAAGCUUCAGAACGCUAUUGCCAAGCAUGUGCUCAACAAGGUGCAAAGCCAAUUUCCAAGUUGGCAAGUCAACUGAAACUGGAAGUUCACGAUUCCGACGAGAGUAGAAUAGAGAAGCUUGAUCUGAGUGGUGAGGUCCUUGAUUUCAAACAGUGUGAAGCCCUUGAAGAAAUUUUUCGACGGCUACAGUUUAACCGAAUCGAUUUGGAAUCUGCAUCACUUGAAGAAGAUGAAGCUGUUGCACUCUUUGACAUGCUGGAAUUCUAUGACUCAGCUAUAGAAGUUUCUGUGGGCUCCAGUAAGGACUUCGGUCCUCGUGGCUGGAAAUCCUGCGCCAAAUUUGUCAAAAAGAGUCCCUGCUUGGAAAGGCUAGAUCUACGAGGUUGCAGCUUUGCUGACAGCAACUUGCUAUUCCUCACAAAAGCGCUGCGAUAUGAAUGCACUCUCCGGAGCCUCCACAUGGAAGGCUGCCAUAUCAAGGGGAGGUCUCUUAUCAUCCUUGCAACCAGUCUGCAGAUGAACAAAAGCAUUCAAGAGCUGUACCUGGCAAACAAUGGUCUCAGCCCCACAGAUGCUGUUCAGCUAGGGAAUCUCCUGCGUGCUAAUAUCACUCUGCAACUCCUAGAUCUCAGGAACAACGAAUUGCAGGACCCAGGAGUGGGGCAUUUAUGUGAUGGACUCUGUAAGCAAGGUGACUCAAUUCUGCUGCAGAGUGACCCUUGUCAGCUAGGGCUGAGAGGACUCAACACACUUAUAUUAUGGAAUAAUCAUCUCACUUUUAACUCAGGCAAUCAUUUCCACAGAGCCCUGGAGCAUUGCAAGACACUGGAAACCCUAAAUGUUGGUCACAACCCUUUGACAAAUGAAGGUGUCUUACGCAUGAAGCAAGCACUCAUGCAGUCUCGAUGUCUUCGUCAGCUCGGACUUCAAGGGACCAAAGUGUCUUGUGAAGGUGCUGUUGCCAUUGCAGAAAUAAUAGCUGAGAACAAAAUACUUGAGAGGGUUGAUUUGAGAGACAACGGUCUGAAGGUGGCUGGGCUGAUUGCAUUGAAGCUUUCUCUCAACAUGAAUUAUACCCUCACCCAGCUGGAUCUGGAUGAGGAACCAAAAAAGGAACCAGUGAGUGAGAUGAAAGAAAAGUAUGUGGAAUGUGUAAAAGAAGUGAAGCAGUAUUGUGAGAGAAACAGAAGGCCAAAGCUGUUUCCUGUUCCUGAACAUUCUGAGGAAGAAGAAGGCAGCAAAGAGAAAGUUGAGGACCCAAGCCUUCUGAGUGAAGACAUUUCACCUGUGUUGAGCUCACAGCCGAUUCGACCCCCCUUCCUGCGUAAGAUAUCCCUCACCUGUGAUACGCUUAGCCCUCCUGCUGCCUCCUCUUCUGAUCUACCAACACAUACUGAAGAAGAAGAAAAUGAGAAGAGGAAGCUGGUCAGUCCUGAGCCCUCUCCAAUGUCCAGUCCCAUCAACUCGGCAAUCCCCUUCCGCACCGGUCGCUUCCAGGUCUUCAACGUGGCUGACAGCUCAAACUCACUGUUGAAAGUGACACAGAUUGAUGGGGUACCUCCACUCUUCCACAGCCUGUCAGAUACAGAUGUGACUCAGCUGAAGGUAGAAACUUUAUCAGAGGAAGUGAUCUCUACCCCUAUUGACUCUCAUCACCUCACUGUACCGACUCGCAUGAAUCGAUUCCGAGUGACACGAGUGACCGAGUCAGAUCUCCCAAAUUGCACUCCCCUUUCCUCAUCUGUCCCAACUCCAAAGAUGUCUCGGUUCCGCGUCUCCAGAGUUGAAGAGCCUCGUCCCUUGCCACAACCUGAGAAGGUGUCAAUUGGUUUUACCACUGAUGAGAAUAAAAGCAGGUCUGGCAUCAGGUUUGCAGGGGGUGAGGAUAUAGAGUACAAAAACUAUUCAUUCAGUGUCAAUGAAAAAGAAUUCAAGCUCACCACUACUUCUACGAAAGAAGAUGUGUUGAAGUAUUCCGCUGAUGUUGUUGUGCAGAAUGUCCCUCAGCCCUCCUCCACUGAUUCCUCACCCAUGAACUCAACCUUAAUGUCUGCUGGUGAAUGCUCUUGAGGACAUCCAUUUAUUUUUUCAUCUUUUCCAUCUAUAAUAUAUAGA